Messenger RNA from Pelobates cultripes (western spadefoot toad), 190 nucleotides. The record is from the annotation of a GenBank genome assembly. NCBI's taxonomy places the organism in Eukaryota, Metazoa, Chordata, Amphibia, Anura, Pelobatidae.
AUGGUGGCCCUCACCGUUCUUGCAGCCCGUAAUCUGAUUGCAACGUACUGGAAAUCCUUGGUGUGUCCAUCCCUCAACCAACUUAAGGACAAACUUCGACAGUUUUAUGUAUAUAAGCGUAUGUCUCUAGACUCCCCGACCAAAAGCAAGAAAUUCCAUGAAACAUGGGCUCCAUGGCUGUCCCUGAUGA